This is a messenger RNA of Diachasmimorpha longicaudata, 1679 nucleotides long. RefSeq names its product zinc transporter 6-like. Lineage: Eukaryota; Metazoa; Arthropoda; Insecta; Hymenoptera; Braconidae. Gene Ontology annotation, molecular function: monoatomic cation transmembrane transporter activity. Gene Ontology annotation, biological process: transmembrane transport; zinc ion transport. The transcript has 7 exons. Gene Ontology annotation, cellular component: membrane; Golgi apparatus. The record is from RefSeq and is a predicted model, not a curated record. Bases 133 to 1545 code for a protein of 470 amino acids.
CAAAUGCUCCAAGUGCAAUUGUAAUUGCGGCAGUAGUUACGGAAAGGCUCGAGUACGGCUCGAAUUAAUGGAUUUUCAGUUGACAAGAACUUGGUGAUGUUGCGGGCUUCCAGCAUGCAGUGGUAUUAAUCUAUGAUGUUUAUGCCGAUGAGAAGGGAUGACGCGACUCUCGAUGUUAAUGACAGUGGAGAGAGUGAUUCCUGUGGGGCUGAGGUCCUCCGUAUGCUCGCAGAGACCGAGAGCAAAUGGAUCCUCUGUCUGAUCACGUACAACACUGUGAUUAUCUACUACCUCUGUGGCUGGGUAACUUCGACCAACAGUAUAGCAUUGGGCGCCUACGUAAACCUAGUAUUUUUCAACCUAUUCUCCCUGUUGAUCUGUCUGGUCUCCAUUUGGGUGUCCAGGAAGACCCCAACUACAUUAGGAUCAUCUCCAGGACCUCCAGACAGGUCCCAUCGCGUUGGUCGAACGGGUCCAAUCGAGCAGACAACAUCUCUGUCAUGUUUGGGGCCCGAGAAAUACGAAGUUAUGACCCUUUUCGUGUCGUCCUGCCUCAUCCUCUUCGGUGGAUCCUUCAUCUCCGUGGAGAUCAUCCUGAGGGCUGGGGAUCAGCCCAGUGUUCACACUGGCAGACUGGGACUCGGGGCUCUCCUCGGUUUGCUCGCACACUUGGGAACGAUUCUCGUUUAUCCUGAUGCUGGAUUGAAUCACGUGGUCUGCAUGGCACUGCCAUGUGCAACCUUCAGGGAAUGCAAUCCAAUUUUAGCCGCCAAUAUCCUCAGCUCUGUCAUCCUCUGUGCGGCCCACUCUGUCAUUCACAUUUGGGACCUUUAUGUCGCCGACACGGCAGCUGCUUUCGCGGUGAUUGGGCUGACCACAGCGGCGAUGUUACCACUUGCCUUUUACACGCUCUGCGUAAUACUUCAGAAAGUGCCGCAUCAUAUGAUCGAGAAGCUGGAUAAGGCCCUGCGGGAGGCCCUUGAUAUCGAUGGAGUUCUCGAAUUCAGGAACGAACGAUUUUGGACUAAAUCCUUUGGAAAACUCGCAGGUACCCUGGACGUCAGACUCCGGAGGAACGUUAACGAAGAGCAUGUCCUCGAAACAGUGAUGAAACAUCUCUCCCAGAUAGUGUCAUCCCUGAAGAUCCAGGAAUUUCGAGACACCCGUAUCGCAUCAACUCCAUCAGACUAUCAUCCAGCCGAGUAUUACAUCGAGGAGAUUCUCCAGUUGCAUGACAGGAAUCAUGACACGUGUACACACAAGUGGAACUCAAGGUGGAAUGAAACCAUCUGUGGUGACGUGACUGUCAUAAAAAUCGAUGAUAUACUCGGUUCAACGAGCGACGUAGGGACUUUUGCGAGUGUUCGUGAGGAUGACGGAGUCAAGUGCACGAGGAUCGUGAGAAAUCCAAUUGUCUAUAAAAAUAACGUUAGAGUAGCCGAUCACUUGGUUAAGGGUAACCCAGGAGAGGGUAAUGCACUCAUUCUUCAGUCUAUGGGCCAGGAAUUUGAUGGUCUCUGCUGCGUGGAAUUGCUUGAUCACUAGGUUUAAUUGAGUCGUCGAUUUGUUGAAAUAAAAUUUCAGUUGGUGGAGGUGUUGAAAUAAAAUGUUGGUACGUUGCUAUUGGUGGGUGUUUGGGAUCAUUGAAUGAUUGGGUUCAAUAAAUUAUUUUUAUUUGA